Molecule: messenger RNA, 2050 nt
Organism: Notolabrus celidotus (New Zealand spotty)
Lineage: Eukaryota; Metazoa; Chordata; Actinopteri; Labriformes; Labridae
Gene: zpcx
Product: zona pellucida protein C
Exons: 9
Coding region: 68-1990 (640 amino acids)
Biological process (GO): egg coat formation; binding of sperm to zona pellucida; positive regulation of acrosome reaction
Cellular component (GO): extracellular matrix
Molecular function (GO): acrosin binding
Source: RefSeq, a predicted model, not a curated record
GCAGUUCAUUAAUGAUACACCUGUGCAGAAAAGUGAUCAGAGUGCUUGGCUCACUUUGUAGUCAGCAAUGGAGACAAUAGAGUUAUUUCUUUGCAUUUUUUUUGGACAUGUUAUUGCUGUUAAAUCAGACAUACUCGAUAAGUAUCAAGAUGUCACAUUCCCUGAGGAGUUUCCUGCUUUUUUUGACAGUAUAGGGCCUUUUCCAUUUAAGAGAGAUUUUGAUUUCUUACCUGAUUCUCUCUUCAGCUCAUGGAAAACUUGGAGCCCUGAAUUUCAUAUGCUUGCUGGAUUACCUCCAGUCAUGACGAUUCCUAUAGCAGAGGUUUUUUGUGAUGAAUCUAAGCUAAUCCUACUGGUAAAUAAGAGAUCUAAUGGUGUCACAUUGACUGGAGAGGAGCUCCGGCUAGGUAAUGACUGCUAUAGCAAUGGAGAGCUACCGAACCAAUUUAUCUUUACUUACAGUUUGGAUCAGUGUGGAACAAAACAGCUGAUGCAGAAUAGCAACACAGUGUUCACCAAUUCUCUCCACUUGAAUCUAAAAGAUUCUCCCAACAACCUGUGGCUAACACCUUCCACACUGCACAUCUCAUGCAUCCCAAAGAGGUCAUAUGGUAAUCAGAAUGGCGUUGUUUCAACGGCACUCCCUAAAAAUGGAAAGACCUUCAACAUCAGAGCCGUGAAUCCAUCCUGGACCAACACGGCUGAGUCUAAUGUGUACAAAAGAGGCCAGGAAAUCAACCUACAAGUUUCAGCCAGAACUGGACCUGAACAGCAGCUUUACAUCCAGUCGUGUUUUGUGUCAGCAUCUGCUGAUCCUCAGAUUAAACCAAGACAUGCAGUCAUUAUGAAUAAAGGGUGCACAGCCCCGUUGGGUUCUCCUCAUGCUGCUGUACAUUUUGUGGCCUCCAACAGAGCUGAUGUGCUUAAUUUUGUUCUGAACACAUCUUAUCUUCUAUCAGAGCUGUACAUCCACUGCAGUGUCCUUCUCUCAGACCAGGGUGUCACCUUUAGCUCCAAAUCCUGCAACUACAAUGUGAUCCAAUCAAGAUGGGAGGACCUGAGUGGGACUACAGAAGUGUGUAAGUGUUGUAGCUCAAGGUGUAAAGGCCUGUCAAUCAAGCACCUAUCUGAAGAUGCCAAGGCUAUUGUCAGCACUGGCCCCUUUGUCAUAUUGGACAAAGAGGUAGCAACAAGUCCAGAGCUGUCAGUUUCUGAACAACAAGAGUUUAUCAUGCAGUCUGAUGCUGCAGCAGCUAAAGAUGCAAUUGUGUCUGGUGCUACUUUAUCAAGAUGCAAACUAUCGUCUCCCCCUGAGGGUGUAGUGGUGCUGAGUGAGGACCCAGUUGCAAGACUGACCCUUUGGCUACCUGGACAGUUGCAAGAACCAGAACACAGCAAGAAUCUUGGUUCUGGGUCUAAAGAGAUGCAGUUCAAUGACACCCCAAAGCAGCAGCAUUCAGCUAAAGACCAGGAGUCUCUUCUGAACAUAAAAACACGUAAGACUGGAGACCAAAGUUGGAAUUUUCUCACAUUGGUUUCUGGGUGGGAACUUCCCCAACAUCCAGAUGAAGCAGCUAUUGCAGAGGAAUCUCAAAGAAAGAGGUGGUUUGGAAAAUCUGGGAUGUUAAGCUCAGAGGCUCCUCAAGAUGUUGACACCCCACUGCAAGCUGAGAUAACGGUAAAUGUACUGAACCAGGAUGAAUUUGACCAAAAAGAUGAGUUGACUGAAAUGCAGGCAGAUGCAGCAGUAGUGGCCCAAGAAAAAACAGAAGAUGCUCGGCCGAUUAUCCGCUCCAAGCUUCAGUUUUCCAAGAGCGCUGAUGGGUUGCAGACUGUGAGUUAUGAGGAAGAAGUGGUCAAGCAUCAAAAGGCAAAAGGUGUGACCGCGAGAUUUGGAAUGGAAAAGAAUAAAGCACAACAGGAGCACAGGCAUGGAGGGAUGUUAUCGGCUUUCCUUGAUUUGACAAGGAGGAUUAACAAAGAAGAAUAACUGCCAUGUCAUCACAUUCUAAUACUGUACUUUAAGUGAAUAAAACUCUUGGGUAAUGUA